GUUCAUAUCAACAUAGCGAUGUUCUUCGGCAAGAGCGUAAAUUCGACGGAUAUUUUAGCAAACAUACAAGGAGAAAAUGGCACUAUGAGCGCCGAGUCGGGGAAUCUAGGACCUGCGGUUAUUGCCUUUGCGUGGAUAUUGGCUGCUAUAUCAACAACAGUCGUUGCAUUACGAUUCUACGCCCGCUUGACUUUUAGAGGAAGGUUUAGCCUCGAUGACUAUAUCAUAAUUAUUACAUUGAUACUCAAUUUGACCAAUAGCGCCUUUCUCACUGUAGCAUCCCACUGGGGUUUGGGGAAGCACAUCCAAGAUCUUGCAUCACAACCUCAGGAUGUUAUAUACUUCGAGAAAUGGGUAUAUCUAACUUAUGGGCCCGCUAUCCUUUCCCCCGGAUUCGGCCGCAUUUCGUUCGCAUUUUUACUACUGAGCCUCACCCCACCAUCUAAAGCAAGAAGAAGGCUCCUAUGGGUGGUGAUAUGCGCUCAAUUCAUAGCCGAUGUCGGCACGGUUAUUAUCAUAUACGCACAAUGCAAACCGGCUCAGGGGUACUGGGAUAAGCAAGUCAAGUCAGAAUGCUGGCCCCUAUAUACACAAGUAUACGCGGGCUACAUUCAAGGCUCAAUAUGUGCUUUGUCCGACUUGGUGCUAGCACUUUUCCCUUCUUCUCUCUUGUGGAAUCUAAGGAUGCAUUGGAGACAGAAGGCCUCCCUAGCUGGAAUAAUGGGGCUGGGGAUUUUUGCUAUGAUGGCAGCCAUUGCUAAAACUGUCUAUCUCCGAGAAAUCGACGCGUUUUCAGAUCGAAGCUAUAAUAUGGCUAUUCUUACAAUUCUGUGGACUAUCGAAGACAAUUUCGUGCUUAUCGCCGUCUCGAUACCUACCAUUAAACCCGUCUUGAAGGCACCAAGGACAGCUAACCAGAGCCGAAGUGAUCGUGAUUACCAUCUCAAUACCUUUCUGUCCCGGAAGCGGGCCCAAGAGAACGCGCCUGGGGAGAGUCAUGGACGUUUCAAACCACUCCAAGAACCUGCACUUGUUACGGAAACCAGUGACGAUGACAGCCAGCCACAGUUUCCGCGCAGCAUUUAUCAAUUGGAACACAUGGGCAUGAGUGACAAUAGACAGAGCUCGCUUGGUAUUAGAAAGGACAUCACGGUUUCGAUCACGUUCCAAGACUCGCAGCGGUCGUGUAUCCAACCGCACUUGGAUCAGACUAGAUCUCAAGAAAUAGGAAACGAAACGUGUCUCAUGGAAGCGGACAGUAAAAAUCCCUUGUAGAAUAUCAUUUCCUUUAUAUGACGGAUACGAAGAGCUCGUGUAACUUAACUGCGUGUCUUUCAUCGAGAUAGAACAUGGUUUGAAACGUCA
Molecule: messenger RNA, 1365 nt
Organism: Annulohypoxylon truncatum
Lineage: Eukaryota; Fungi; Ascomycota; Sordariomycetes; Xylariales; Hypoxylaceae
Exons: 6
Coding region: 19-1275 (418 amino acids)
Source: RefSeq, a predicted model, not a curated record